UGCACAGCUGCCCCUGCCGCUGCUGGGCUUGCUUCCCCGGCCCCUGCCCGCAGUCCCGUCCCCAACCCCGCCCAAGAUGUCCGAGGAUCUAGCAAAACAGUUGGCUAGCUACAAAGCCCAACUCCAGCAAGUAGAAGCUGCUCUGUCUGGAAACGGAGAAAAUGAAGAUCUGUUGAAAUUGAAGAAGGACUUGCAAGAAGUUAUAGAAUUGACCAAAGACCUUCUGUCAACUCAGCCUUCGGAACCUCUUGCAAGUUCAGACAGUUUUGCUUCUGCUCAGCCUACUCAUUCAUGGAAAGUAGGGGACAAAUGUAUGGCAAUCUGGAGUGAAGACGGACAGUGUUAUGAAGCGGAGAUCGAGGAGAUAGAUGAAGAAAAUGGCACCGCUGCAAUCACCUUUGCUGGUUAUGGCAAUGCUGACGUGACUCCGUUGUUGAACCUCAAACCCGUAGAAGAAGGAAGGAAGGCAAAAGAGGACAGUGGCAACAAACCUAUGUCAAAAAAAGAAAUGAUUGCCCAGCAACGUGAAUAUAAAAAGAAAAAAGCUUUGAAAAAAGCACAGAGAAUAAAAGAACUUGAGCAGGAAAGAGAGGACCAGAAGGUGAAAUGGCAGCAGUUCAACAACAGGGCUUAUUCUAAAAACAAAAAAGGCCAGGUAAAGAGGAGGAUUUUUGCUUCUCCAGAAAGUGUAACGGGCAAAGUUGGAGUAGGAACUUGUGGAAUUGCUGACAAGCCUAUGACUCAGUAUCAAGACACAUCUAAAUACAAUGUCAGGCAUUUGAUGCCUCAAUAA
Molecule: messenger RNA, 793 nt
Organism: Microtus oregoni (creeping vole)
Lineage: Eukaryota; Metazoa; Chordata; Mammalia; Rodentia; Cricetidae
Product: survival of motor neuron-related-splicing factor 30-like
Exons: 1
Coding region: 77-793 (238 amino acids)
Biological process (GO): mRNA processing; regulation of alternative mRNA splicing, via spliceosome
Cellular component (GO): nucleus; precatalytic spliceosome; cytoplasm
Molecular function (GO): RNA binding
Source: RefSeq, a predicted model, not a curated record